This is a messenger RNA of Sus scrofa (pig), 2341 nucleotides long. RefSeq names its product ribosomal RNA processing 7 homolog A (gene RRP7A). Gene Ontology annotation, molecular function: RNA binding. Lineage: Eukaryota; Metazoa; Chordata; Mammalia; Artiodactyla; Suidae. Gene Ontology annotation, biological process: ribosomal small subunit assembly; rRNA processing. Gene Ontology annotation, cellular component: UTP-C complex; CURI complex. The record is from RefSeq and is a predicted model, not a curated record.
AAGAUGGUGGCCCGCAGGAGGAAGCGUGCAGCGCGGGACCCUGAGAAGGGGCUUCUGAGCCCGCCCGGCUACUCAGUCUGCAGAGCCCUUGCCCAGGGGAAGGGUUCAGUGAAGGACGGAUGGACGGACAGACACACGGGCCUAGGAAGGGACAGCCUGAACCUGACAGCACCCCCAUUUUCCUUCCAGCCAUUCCGAUCAAGUUCUCUGAAAAGCAGCAGGCCUCUCAUCACCUCUAUGUGAGAGAGCACAGAGUUCGGGGAGGCACCAAGUCUUCCUGGCCUCAGAAGCGGACCCUUUUUGUCCUCAAUGUGCCCCCAUACUGCACAGAGGAGUGCCUGUCCCGCCUCCUGUCCCCCUGCGGCGCCAUCCAGUCUGUGCAGUUACAGGAGAAGCCGGACCUCGCCGAGAGCCCACAGGAGCCAAAGUCAAAGUUUUUUGACCCCAAGCCGGUGCCCGGGUUCCGGGUGGCCUACGUGGCCUUCCAGAAGCCAGGUGGGCUGGCAGCUGCCUUGGCCCUGAAGGGCCCUUUGCUGGUCUCAACAGAGAGUCACCCCGUGAAGAGUGGCGUUCACAAGUGGAUCCGAGACUACACGGACUCGGUGCCGGACCCCGAGGCCCUGCGGGUGGACGUGGACACGUUCAUGGAGACGUACGACAAGAAGAUGGCUGAGGAGGAGGCUAAGGCCAAGGAGGAGGAAGGGGUCCCCGACGAGGAGGGCUGGGUGAAGGUGACGCGCCGUGGCCGGCGGCCGGUGCUCCCGCGGACAGAGGCGGCCAGCCUGCGGGUGCUGGAGAGGGAGAAGCAGAAGCGCGCCCGCAAGGAGCUGCUCAACUUCUACGCCUGGCAGCACCGCGAGACCAAGAUGGAGCAUCUAGCGCAGCUGCGCAAGAAGUUUGAGGAGGACAAGCAGAGGAUCGAGCUGAUGCGGGCCCAGCGCAAAUUCCGGCCCUACUGAGCCGCACCCGCCCGCGGCCCACGGCCGGCGGAGGUGAAUGGGUGGUGCCCACAGGACCUGAGGGCCUGGAAUGCGCCAAGGGGCCGUGGUGUCCAACAGCCCUAGCCAUCCAAGGCCACAGUGGGUGGGGCCGAGGACAAGUCCCCCCAACCCCGCCCUGGGCUCCUGUGCUUUGGCAGUCCUGGGGCCCGGAGGUGGCGCCUUCCCUCCCCUGGGCUCGUCCCCAGCCUGCCUCUGGGCUCUCCUCAGGGCUGUGUCUGCUCUGUCGCCCCCUCCCCCCGUCGAGAAGCCCCUGCUGGCAGUGGAACAGCCUUGGAAGCAGCGAGGAUAAGGGAACAUUGUAUUUUUCAUCCAGUUGGGCACCAAGAAAAGGCUACAAAAGUUGGUGGGUCUGACCCCCCCCACCCACUCACUGAACAGAUAAUGCCCCCGAUCCAGACACUGUCUUGAGGUCAGAUGUUAAGGUCAGAAUCUUGUCCUGUUCCCUUUACCCCACCCCCGCCCCCUCAACUGCUGCAGGAUCCUCCGCUGACCACGCCUGGCCUGGGCUUGCCAGCUGGGAGUCCGGUGCCAAGCGGCAGGUCUUCAGCCGCAGGCCAUGGCUACAGCUGGGCGGGGAUCGCCUUGCUCUGUAAAAAGGAGCUGAUGACACCGGCCACGUGCUGGGGCUGGUUCAGAUGCACGUAGUGAUUGCCUGGGACUUCCACGUACUGGAACCGCUGGGGGAGAGAGGGAUGUGCCGUGAGGCGACCUGGAGGCAGGCUCCUCGGGCCCGGGGAGCCCUGGCAGCGACAGACCCACAGCUCUGCCAGCCCUGGUCAUCACGGCACCCCCCCCCCCCCCGCAGGCUCUGGAAGGGGAGAGCCCAAAAAACCCUGUGGUUCUGGGACAUUCUGAGCUGAGGCUGGAGAGCUAGGCAGGGGAGGGGCCAGCAGCCAGGGCUGCUGCUGGUCUGACUGUCAUCUAAGGUCCACUUGGAAAGAGAAUGGGCAGCCUCUCAGACCUGCCCAGGAGAGAGACCAAUGUGACAAAACAGGAGGUGCUUGCCCAGGAGAGAGACCAAUGUGACAAAACAGGAGGUGCUGCUACUGGCUGGCUGGCUACAUGCAGGCUGCCCUUCUGUGAAGACACCAGGUGGUCUGAGCAGGCCCCAGGGGCAGGUGUUUGGGGUCAGCGAGGGUCAUGAAGAUCCAGGCGCUCCCAGGAAGCAGGCACGGGUCAAAGCCACAGCACACCCCCGCCCUCCACCUUGGUGGCCAGCACCCACGGAUGGGACUGGUCACCUGUUCCCACUUGGGACCCUAGGAAACUGGAACUGCUGAGUUGGCCUUGGCCCCGGGGAUAUGUGAGGACAAUAAAAGCGGGAGACCCAGCCAAUGGAA